Molecule: messenger RNA, 1368 nt
Organism: Penicillium verhagenii
Lineage: Eukaryota; Fungi; Ascomycota; Eurotiomycetes; Eurotiales; Aspergillaceae
Product: initiator tRNA phosphoribosyl transferase family protein
Exons: 5
Coding region: 1-1368 (455 amino acids)
Biological process (GO): charged-tRNA amino acid modification
Cellular component (GO): cytoplasm
Molecular function (GO): tRNA adenosine(64)-2'-O-ribosylphosphate transferase activity
Source: RefSeq, a predicted model, not a curated record
AUGGGAUCGUCAGGCUCAUUUCCGACAUUAGAAGACCUGCAUUUCCCAUCGGCACAGGUAUCUAUCUCACAGACACUCUCGUCUCUGCGUCGAUCGGCUCUUUCCAUUUCCAACCGGCUGGCGUCCAUUGAGGCCGAUGCUGCCUUUGUGGAGGAGGUGGCUGAGCAAUAUGACCUCCCCCUCAUUGCCAAUGAACGUUGUGGCAGUUGGUACAUAUCCCCCGAUGCCAAGAAGGGAAGUGCCUACUUCAAGAGCACAGAUGGCCAUACGGGGCAGUGGGACUUUAGCUUUCGUAGGCUGAACCUGCAGCUUCUGCCGUUAGCAAACCAACAUGGCGGAUGUGUAAUCGUGGAUUCAACCCGCCGAGGAAAAUUGAUGCCCGACGCCUUAUCCAAAACAGUCCCCAUCUGGAGUGCAGUGCUGAACCGUGCCUUAUUCCCCACGGAAACCACAUAUCACACUGUCCAAUUACCACCUAACUACCUCGGUAAAUCGGAAGAAUCGCAGAUUGAAUCCCGCAUUGAUGGUUUCGUCCAUUCUCUCAAGUCUCUCAAACUUGAUCUAGAUCAGCUGCGGCAGCAACUCGGAAAGCCUAUUCGGGUGGCUUGGGCUAACCCGGAGUACUUCUAUCCAACAGAUCUACAGAAAGACGAUGCUUCGUGUCUAUUCGUCCUGUGCUCCGCCUCAAAGCGUGUCCAUGGCGCCGAGAUGUCCGAGGGUGGAUACAUCCAAGGCGCCGGUGAUGAUAGUGAGGGCUGGGCGCAUGGGCUGACGCCUCCGGUGUUUUGGGCGAACCACGCGGUGUUGAAGCGGACUUCCGAGGAGAAUCUGCCCGGUUUGAUUGCGGAAUUGAUCACUAAGCACCAGCAGCAGCGUGGCGAACAGGAAGCGACACUUAUCUCCCCGACUAAGAAUCUGUAUCUCAAUCCGACAGAUCCUAGUGUCAACGAUGGUGGCAAGUACGAUCUUGUCAUUGACUGCAACGGCGACUCUGCUGCCGUGCAGGAGAAUCCAAAACGUCUCAAUUUAGGUUGUGCGUCGGCCAAGUUGGGAAGUCGAGAUCUACGAAAGUCAUUGGAUAAAGUGCGAGAUUUUGUUCAUACACAACUUGAAUCAAACUCGUCGCAGUCAAUUUUGGUGACAUGUGACUCGGGCAAGGAUCUCUCGGCGGGAGCAAUUCUGGCCAUUGUCUGCCAAUUUUACAAUGAUAACGGUGAAUUCGAUGCGUCUUUGAGCAAACGCACGAUUAGCAAGACAUUCAUCCGACAACGUCUCGCGUGGAUCGUGUCAUCGAAACAUGACGUGAAUCCUUCUCGCUCGACAUUGCAGUCGGUGAAUGCCUUCCUGAUGCAACCUCCGGAUUAUUGA